Molecule: messenger RNA, 840 nt
Organism: Ostrea edulis (European flat oyster)
Lineage: Eukaryota; Metazoa; Mollusca; Bivalvia; Ostreida; Ostreidae
Exons: 3
Coding region: 150-470 (106 amino acids)
Source: RefSeq, a predicted model, not a curated record
UGAAGUUCGUCAAUAUAUGUCUGGGCAGUUCAUUCCAAACGUGUUGUAGGCGCGGAGCGUUCGGAUUACGAUUAUUUGCUUCAUAUAAAAUGGCUCACUGCGAACUUGUGAGCAUUUGAAUGUCUUCAGUACUGUAAUCUAUAACAAGGAUGUACUCUGUACUAACCGCCAAGUGCCUGGUAUUUCUCAUAAUGUUGCCUGGACUGUGUGCUCUGUUUUGGGAGAGGGAACACGGUGAUCGAAGGCUGGAUAGAAGAACGUACCUGAAUUUGCCUAAUCUCCUGAAAGAAUCAGGGUCAAGGCAUUCUAAACAUUUACAACAAGAACAAGCUCAGUAUAUUUCCACAGUCAAACGUGGGGACAGAUUUAGCAUUAACGACCUCAUUGCUUACCUCAAAGGCAUGCUCGGAAGCGAUGAAAUCUACCACACUGGGAGAUCAACAUACGUUCGUUGGGGAGCAGGAGGCUAAAAGGGUGGUACCACGUGACUACUACCCGCAGGUGUUUCAAAGAAAAUCUUAAAUCAGUUAUUAUGAUGGGAAAAGUAAGAUGUUGACAAUUGAUUAUUGAAAUUCUUCUUGGAUAUUAAGUCAGUUAAUUUUAUUAUUUUUUUUACAACCAUUAUAAACGUUGGUUUUGGAUAUUAAGUCAGUCGUUAAAUUGUUGUUAAAUUGAUUGACGAUUUUCUUAAUGUAUUUAAAUGAAUAUUUAUAAUCCUGUAAAUCCCGUAUAGAUUACAUUAAAUUAUACAUGUGUGUAUAUUGGUUGGAUUAUCAAUGUGAAUCAUUUAACUUGUUAAGCGUUGAUAAUGUAAUGAAUAAAAAAAAUCUUCAUGCACAA